AUGAACAAGCUCGAUGACAUUCUCCGACGGCACACCGUUCACGGGGAGGAGACCAGAGGGAAGCUCCUCGGCGCCGCAUUUGUCGUGACCAGCAAAGAUGCCACCCUCUACUCCGGGUCGUCUGGCCGCCUGCGUCUCGACGUCGACUCGCCCCCCUUCACCGAACACACCUUCACGUGGGUCGCCUCGCUGACCAAGCUCGUCACCUCCAUCGCCGUGAUGCAGCUCGUCCAGCGCGGCCGGCUCAGCCUCGACGCCGACCUGCGCCCCCUGGUGCCCGAGCUCCGCGACGCCCGGAUCCUGCGCGCCAUGGACCGCGACGGCCGCCCCGCCUACGAGCGCAACACGCGCCCCAUCACCAUGAGGCAGCUGCUCACGCACACGUCGGGCUUCAGCUACGAGUUCGCCGACCCCGUGCUGCUGGCCUGGUCGCGCUCCGCGCCCGGCCGCGACGUGUCGCGCAUGCACUGGUCCCGGCUGGAGAUCUCGACGCCCCUGCGCUUCGCCCCCGGCCAGGGCUGGGCGUACGGCGUCGGCGUCGACUGGGCCGGCCAGGUCGUCGAGGCCGUCACGGGCGGCCCGCUGAGCCGCCACGUGCGCGACCACAUCCUGCGGCCGCUGGGCCUCGCCGACACGGGCUUCUGGCCCGAGCGGCACCCGCAGACGGCGCCGCGCACCGCCCAGAACGUCGAGCGCACCCGCAGCGGCCGCCUGCGACCCGCCGCCUGGCCCACCCCGCACGAGCACGAGAUGGAGUCGGGCGGCGCCGGCCUCUUCACCACCGCCAGCGACUACGCCGCCCUGCUGCGCGGCUUCCUGCGCGGCAGCCUCGUGUCCGACGACACCGUGCGGGCCAUGCUGGCGCCCCAGCUCGACGAGGCCCAGGCCGAGCGCAUGCGCGACGUGGCCACCCACCCCCGGGUCAGGAACACCUUUGUCCCGGAGUUUGCCGACGGCCAGGACAUCAACCACGGGCUGGGGGGCAUGCUCAACGUGGGCGACGUGCCGGGCAAGAGGCGGGGGGGGAGCAUGGCCUGGAGCGGGAUCCUCAACAGUCGAUGGUGGGCCGACCCCACGACCGGCAUCGCAGCCGUCCUCGUCGUCAACGUCCGCCCCAACGGAGACCCCAUCGUGGCCAAGCUGUACGACGAGCUCGAGCGCGCCGUCUACGCGCAUCUGCUCGGGGACGCGUCCAAAAGCCGCAUCUAG
Messenger RNA from Ustilaginoidea virens, 1209 nucleotides. RefSeq lists its product as uncharacterized. The transcript has 3 exons. Lineage: Eukaryota; Fungi; Ascomycota; Sordariomycetes; Hypocreales; Clavicipitaceae. The coding region runs from base 1 to 1209 and encodes 402 amino acids. The record is from RefSeq and is a predicted model, not a curated record.